Molecule: messenger RNA, 726 nt
Organism: Pyricularia grisea
Lineage: Eukaryota; Fungi; Ascomycota; Sordariomycetes; Magnaporthales; Pyriculariaceae
Exons: 2
Coding region: 1-726 (241 amino acids)
Biological process (GO): secondary metabolite biosynthetic process; amino acid activation for nonribosomal peptide biosynthetic process
Cellular component (GO): cytoplasm
Molecular function (GO): phosphopantetheine binding
Source: RefSeq, a predicted model, not a curated record
AUGGUGGCCUCUAUCCUGGGCACGCUGCGGACCGGUGCCGUCUACGUGCCAAUGGAUGUACCCGCCUGGAGCCUGUCUCGUAUCGAGGCGACGCUUUCUGAAUUAUCAUCUCGCUAUGUCUUAAUCACGACGCGGAUCCCAGGACUGCCUGGCGACGCGAGUCCAAACAAGACCUACUCUCGUGGAUCACUUUUACAUCGGGGACCACGGGCAAGCCAAAAGGGAUUAUGGUGUACCACCGAGCCAUCCACGACCUUGUCACUGCCUUUGUUGGCUUUUUCCGUGGCUUUUGAUGCCUGUGCGGCCGUCGUUUGGAGCAAGCUGACCAAAGGUCGGACCGUCGUCACGGCCUCGCCCUUGACCUUCCCCGAUAUGGCCACGACAUGCCACGUGCUGGACAUGACGCCAUCGAUGCUGGCUACGCUCAUGCCAUCACAGGCUUACGACCGAGCCGUAUGCAUCUUCUUGGCGGCCGACGCGCCCAAUCUCGAGGUAGGUCGGGAGUGGGCGCGGCCCGGUCGAAAGACUUUCAACACCUACUGUCCGACUGAAAGUACAUGCAUCAUCAGCGUGGGCGAGAUUGAUCCUGAUAGGGAGCCGCCAUUUGGCCAGAUUGUGGCUGGUGCCAAGGUCGUGCUGGUGGACCGCCACCUCGAAGAAUGCAACGUGGGCGAGGUGCUCAUUGGCGGUCCCAACCUUCCGGAUAUUUCCACAACGAACAACUGA